GAGAUCUUAAAAUUAAAUAUGGCGGCGCCCGGUGUAUCACUCAUGAGUCUCAGAGGGCUCACGAAAGUCCUCAAAUCGGUUUAUUUUAGAGGAAAACACGUUAACAAUUUAAGUAGAGAAAUGCGAUGGUAUUCAACGAAAUUCGGGAGGGUUGAGCCGGAGGAAUCGUAUUUGAAGAAUAAAAAGUACUACAACCGAGAUCUUCUGAAAGAGUUUCCAGAACCCAAACAUUUGCUGCAUAAGACCUUGUCUCAGGCACUGGGAAAAAAUGAUAUUUCCCAGUUCAUCCAGUACACCAACUGUGAGCAUAAUGGCGUUAAGAAAGCUACUGUUAAACUGUUUUGGCCCUGUGAGAUUGAAGAGGUGGGAUAUGACACAAAGAAGCUCAAAGCAGAGCAAUUUGCUGCAGCUGCUGCAUGCCUCAAGCUCAGAGAAAUGGGUUUGAUUAGUUCAAACAAUCAGGUUGUCAGGAGAAGAGCUGACCAGGGUAGAGGAAGACUACGAUCAACUUUUUAUGAUGAGCACGAGGACGGUUCUUGGACAAAUCACGUGGCUGGGGCCAGAGCUGAUGUUCAGACACAGCAGCUCCUAACCUCUGAAGUGGACUCGCAUGUUGCUGAGGCUGUCGCCCUCUUUCCACAUCCCAAAUCCUUGUUAGAUAGAGUCAUCCAGCUGGCCACAUCCUCUUCCAAAACCAGGGAGCUACUAAGUAUUAGGACAUCAGGAAACAGGGUGAAGAGGUGUGAUCUGACUCUUUGCUGGCCUGAGGAAAUGAUCUUCACAGCUGAAGCAUCAAGCAGACGAGUGGCAGAGAAGCGAGCCGCAGCUCUUGCUUGCAUGAAACUGAAGGAGCUGCAACUCCUUGAUAAAAACAAUAAUCCUUUGACACACGCUGAGUACCACAAGGAGAAAGUGAGGGAGGCUGGAGAGAGGGAGAAACGGCCCAUUCCUCUAGAAAUACCCAAAAACUUGGAGAGUCAAAUAAAGCAGUAUCUCGCAAAGUAUCCAGUGGCAACAGAAGUAAAGAAGCUCUGGGAGGAAGAAGAAGAAAAAGCACAGAGGGCACUGAACCAGGAACUUGAGGAUGAGGAGGACGCUUUGACAGACGCCAUCACUGGCCGACCAUAUAGACCUUUAUCAAAAAAGGAUGCUGAACAGCUCAACGUUUACCUGCAAGAGGAAUGGGAGAGGGCCAAUCCCCAGAUCAGUUUGGAGCUUCCAGUCGAUGGCCACCGUCAGCGAGUAGUCUCCAUUAUACAGUCGUCUAGGGUGGUAGUAAUCGCUGGAGAAACGGGAUGCGGCAAAACUACUCGGAUUCCCCGAUUUCUGCUGGAGGACUCUGUUAGAAGGGGACAAGGAGCCGAAUGCAACAUCCUGGUGACCCAGCCACGUAGGAUCAGUGCCGUGUCUGUGGCUCAUCGUGUUGCUCAUGAGAUGGGCCCAACUCUGAAAAACUGUGUGGGAUAUCAGGUGAGACUAGAGAGCCGGCCCCCAGAACACAGUGGUGGAGCUUUACUCUUCCUCACUGUCGGAGUUCUCCUGAAGAAACUACAGUCCAAUCCAUCCCUGCUAGGAAUCAGCCACGUUGUGGUGGACGAGGUCCAUGAGAGAGACAUCAACACUGACCUGCUGCUGGCUUUACUGCGCUCCAGCCUUAAGGAGAAUCCCCACCUUCGAGUGGUGCUCAUGAGCGCUACUGGAGAAAACGAGAGGCUGGCUAAGUACUUCGGAGGCUGUCCAAUCGUUAAAGUUCCUGGGUUUAUGUAUUCUGUUAAAGACAAGUACCUGGAAGAUGUGCUGAGAGAGAUGGGACGUCCACAGCCAAAGAUGGAGGAGAAUAAUAAGGGAGGCGUAGAUGAGGUUAGACCUGAUCUAGAUUUGGUUGCAGACGUCAUCGCGUACGUUGAUCAACAAGGGCAGCCUGGUGCUAUCCUGUGUUUCCUUCCUGGAUGGCAGGAAAUCCGAACAGUUGAAGAAAAACUUAAAGAGAAACCUCAGUUUUUGAGAGGCUCACAGAUGAUCCUGCCAUUGCAUUCCAGUUUAUCAGUGGCUGACCAGCAGACUGUAUUCCAGCGCCCUCAAGUGGGCCAAAGAAAGAUUGUGCUCUCCACUAAUAUUGCUGAGACCUCCAUCACCAUAGAUGACGUUGUCCAUGUGGUUGAUGCAGGAACUCACAAAGAACAUAGUUAUGACCCGCGGACAAAGGUCUCCUGUCUGGACACAGUUUGGAUAUCUCGCGCCAACGUCACUCAGAGAAAAGGGAGAGCAGGACGAUGUCAGGCAGGACAGUCUUAUCAUCUGUUUCCAAGGAAGCAGUUGGAGUCCAUGCCUCAGUUUUCAAUUCCUGAGAUCCUCCGCACCCCACUGGAGAGUUUAGUAAUGCAGGCCAAAAUCCACAGUCCUGACUGCAAGGCUGAAGAUUUUCUAUCCCAAGUAUUGGAGAGUCCAGAACUUACAGCUAUACAGGAUGCUGUCCGAAAUCUACAAGACAUUGGUGUUCUUGACAAGACAGAAACCCUAACGCCUUUAGGGGAGCGUGUUUCCUGCAUUGCAUGUGACCCUCGGCUGGGCAAAAUACUGGUGCUUAGCGCCCUCUUCAGGUGUGUUCUACCCAUGUUGUCCAUAGUGGCCUGUCUAACCAGAGACCCCUUCUACAACAGCCUGGUGAACAGAUCACGCGUGAAACAAGCCAAAAAUGCUUUAAAUGGUUCCAGCUACAGUGAUUAUUUGGCCUUCAGCAGAGCAGUUUUAGGCUGGAGGAAAGUACAACAGGACUCCAGAGAACACAGAGACAACUAUCUGGAAGACUUUACUUUGUCCAGGAACAGCCUUCGCUUCAUCAACGGUCUGAUUAAUCAGUUUAGCGACAACCUGAAAGAGGCUGAGCUGGUGCGUCACAGCAACGACUGCAUGCAACAGGUUUCUGUCUUCAAUCAACACAGCAACGAGGAUGAGCUUCUCAAAGCCGUGCUGUUGGCUGGACUUUAUCCAAACCUCAUUAAGGUAAAGAAAGGGUUGGUGAAAAACGGACGUUUCCGGCCCAACACUGUAAAUUUCCGCACAGUCAAUGGACCAGUGCUGCUUCACCAGACGUCAGUCAACAGAGGGAAAUCCAGCUUUCCGAGUCGCUGGCUGACCUUUUUUAGUGCAGUCAAGUCAAAUGACACUGUUUUUGUCAGAGAUUCUUCUGUGGUUCACCCUCUCGCCCUGUUGCUGCUCACAGAUAGUGACAUCAGAGAGACAGUUUGUCAAGACAGAGUUGAAGUGACAUUUCCCGGCCGCUCUCUGGUGCAUUGUGAGCUGUCGACCGACUCGUGGGAACUGCUCUGGGAACUCCGUACAUCCAUUCAGGCCAUGCUGCAUCGAAACCUCAGCAAUCCAGACAACACCAUCGCACACUCAAGUCAAGAUGGACAGCUCAUCUCCUUACUCGUUGAACUGCUCAACAAUACAGACUCAAACCCACUCGCUCAGUACAAUGACAGUGACACCGAGGUAGACUGAACACUGGAACUCAGUCAUUAAGUUUCCAGAACGGUUGGUCUUACAAGGCACUUUGACCAGGGUUAACAUUUCAGAUGUUGUCUUUGUGUCAGUAAUGAACUGAGUUGAACAAGAUCCAGUUUUAUUUUGGAUUUAAAAUAUUGUUUGUUGAUUAUUUAAUUCCUGUAAGGCAGAAAGAAGAUUUUACUCUUACUUAACAUGUCAAGACAGGACAGAUGACUGAUCAGGUCAUUUUAAUUACCAUUAAAGUUAAUAUUUAUUGGUAAUAAA
Cynoglossus semilaevis (tongue sole) is the source of this 3774-nucleotide messenger RNA. It is a transcript of the gene dhx30, whose product is annotated as DEAH (Asp-Glu-Ala-His) box helicase 30. The transcript is spliced from 19 exons. Gene Ontology annotation, cellular component: intracellular anatomical structure; nucleus; cytoplasm. Gene Ontology annotation, molecular function: DNA helicase activity; G-quadruplex RNA binding; ATP binding. The coding region runs from base 19 to 3504 and encodes 1161 amino acids. The record is from RefSeq and is a predicted model, not a curated record. Lineage: Eukaryota; Metazoa; Chordata; Actinopteri; Pleuronectiformes; Cynoglossidae.